Messenger RNA from Eubalaena glacialis (North Atlantic right whale), 1839 nucleotides. RefSeq names its product alpha-fetoprotein-like. Gene Ontology annotation, cellular component: blood microparticle; cytoplasm. Bases 1 to 1839 code for a protein of 612 amino acids. Gene Ontology annotation, biological process: transport. NCBI's taxonomy places the organism in Eukaryota, Metazoa, Chordata, Mammalia, Artiodactyla, Balaenidae. The record is from RefSeq and is a predicted model, not a curated record. The transcript is spliced from 14 exons. Gene Ontology annotation, molecular function: fatty acid binding; zinc ion binding.
AUGAAGACUGUUAGAACCAUAUCUUUUCUUGUCUUCUUCAGCUACAUUAAAUGUCAGACUCUUCAGAGAAGUUUACUAGAUGCAGCCAUGCAGCACACUAAUAGCCAGAAUUAUCUAGAGGAGAACUUAAGAGCUGUCACUAGUAUUAUGGUUGCACAGUUUCUUCGGAAAUUGACUUAUGAAAAAGUACAAACCAUAGUUAAAGAAUUGCUAGAUAUUGCAGAGAAGUGCAAGAGCCUCAAGCCACACGAAUCACCUUCAGAAUGUUGUCACCAAUUGAUGACUACCUUCCUAGAGCAUAUUUGCAAUAACCAAGGGUUGGCUGACAGACAUGUAUUUUCUGACUGUUGCAAUACAAAUAACUCAGCAAGACACAAGUGCUUCCUAUCAUACAAAAAAGAUGUUGCAGGUUACAGUGAUAUAUUCCAAAUUUCAAAUCCUGAGCAGAUCUGUGAGAUGGACAAAGAGAAUCCAGUGCCAGUGAAAGAGAAGUACAUUUAUGAAACUUCUAGGAAACAUCCAUUCUUGUAUGGACCCACUAUUCUGACCAUGUCUGCUUGCUACGAAACAGCUGUUCAGUCUUGUUGCCGAGAAGAAAAUAAGACUGAAUGCUUCCAGAUAAAGCUGGAACCCAUCAGAAAAUACGUUAGAGAAAUAUCUUCGAGGCAUCACCAUUUAUGUGAGAUUGGGAUUAAAUUCAACCACAAAGUAGCAAAAGCAGUGGAAUUGGUUCUGUUGACUAAAAAACAACCUAGAGCUAACUUUUCUGAAAUUGCCAAACUGGCCAUGGAUAUUAAAAAUCUGCAUCAGAUCUGUUGUGAAGGAAAUGCAGUAGCGUGUGUGCUUGGCAGAAGCCAGCUUAUGAACUAUACCUGCUCUAAACAGGCUACACUAUCCAGCAAGAUCACUCCAUGCUGUGAACUGCCAGAACCAUUCCGAGGGGAAUGCAUUAUCAACUCAGAAAAUGACAAACCUGAUCCCUCAUCCCUGCCACUUAGCAGGUUUACAGAAGACCAGUUUGUAUGCAAACAAUUCACUGACAAACAAGAUGACUUCCUACAAGAGUUUCUUUAUGAAUAUUCAAGAAGACAUCCAGAGUUGGCAGUUCCAGUGAUUUUAAGAGUGGAUACAGUAUAUCAAAACUUACUGGGAAAAUGCUGUAAAUUAGAAAAUCCUCUGGAAUGCUAUAGUCAUGGGGAAGAGAUGUUUCAAAGAGUGGUUCGUGAAAGCCAUGAGCAUGUGAAAAAUCAGUGUGAUUUACGUGAGAAAUUAGGAGAUAGUAGCUUCCAUGACAGGCUCAUAGUCCUUUAUACUAAGAAAGCCCCACAACUAUCUGCUCAGGAGUUGGUUAUAUUCACGAAGAACAUGGCAGCUGCUGCCACCAAAUGUUGCCCACUGAAGGAUGAGCAACAGUUUGCUUGCAUGGAGAACUCGGCAAAGCUAAUUCUUGGAGCUUUAUGCAGAAGACACGAGGCAGAGCCUAUCAAUGCUGGUGUGGGUCACUGCUGUGAUGACUCGUACGCCUUCAGGAAGCCUUGCUUUGAUGAUCUGCAAGCAGAUGCAACUUACAUUUCUCCACAUUUAUCCUGUGACCAAGUCGUCAACCUUAAUGAGGACUUGUGCAGAGCUCAGGGGGAGGAAUUACAAACCGAAAAGCAAAAACUCCUCAACAACCUUGUGAAGCAGGAACCAUAUGCAGCAGAGAUGCAGUUCCAAUCAGUUAUUGUGGAUUUUGCUCACCUGGUGGAGAUGUGCUGUCAAGCAGAGAAAAGUGAAAUGUGUCUCCAAGAAGAGGGGUCCAAACUGAUCAAAAAGUGCCAGUCUAUUUUGGGAGGCUAA